AACAUUGCGUGGCGUUAAGACGUUCAAGCGGUCGAAUAAGAUUUGGUGUCGUGUUGCGAGCUACCCCCCGAGGAAAAGUAGUUUGUUUAGUGCAUUGUUCGCGCGCGCGUGUGUGUGUUUGCCGAUACUCACACCAAUACGAAAAGAAACUCAAUAAGCAAAACAAACAAACCAAUAGAAAACAACAAGAAGCAGAAGAAUAAAACAAAACAAAAAUAAGAAGGCCAAUACAAAAUUCGCUUAUUCGGACUAUUGAACAUUCAAACUAUCGAAGUCUAUGAAAUAACGAACGAAUAAACGUUAGAACUUUUAGUUUACAAAUAGUGGUCAAUGUAUUGUAAAAAUCUAGAGUGACUUGUGUGAAGCUAAGAUUUUUGUCCACUUAGUAAAGACGGCUAAGAACAUUACAGUGAGAUAGCCUUAUUAUGAACGGCAAGUGGAUAUGGUGGUCGUCUGACCACUUUUUGGUAUUGAAGUCGCAAAUGCUGAAAAUGUUUUGGUAUGCUGUUUUAUUGCUAUUUUGUGUGCCAUGGACAACUUCCCAGUUCUUAAAUCAGCCGCCACAUUUUGUGCCUGGCUCAGGUGAUAUGUCAAGAUUUAGCCUUUCCGAAAAUUCACCUGUUGGCAGCCCUGUCUAUCAAUUGCGAGGUAUCGAUCCAGAGGGUAGCCGACUAAAAUACAGCAUAUCAGGACCAGUUUUUUCAGUAGAUCGUGAUACGGGUGUGGUGCGAUUGCGUCAAGAACUGGAUCGCGAAACUCAAGACACAGUUGAGGUCAUCAUCAGCAUAACGGAUGAAGGUGUUUACAGUACUGAACCAAAUACAGUGUCAUUGAGACGAGUCAUUCCCAUACGGGACUACAACGAUAAUCAGCCAACUUUUGUGGGCCGUCCCUAUCUGGCCAGUGUCAGUGAAGAAUUGGCAGUCGGCACUGAAUUAACUAUUGAACCGAAGAUUAUUGUGGUGGAUCGAGAUGUUGGCAUUAAUGCUGAGGUGGAGAUAAAGUGUGUUGAGGAAAAUGACAUUUGUGAUACUUUCGAUGUCAGAACGGAAAAGAUUUCGGAUGGAAACUACACAGCUCAUAUUGUCUUGAAAAAGUCUUUGGACUUUGAGAGUCGUCCCAAUUACAUAAUGACCAUAUCCGCUUCCGAUGGAGCAUUUGAGAAUCGCUUAUCAUCCGACGCAACCGUUUCCAUUACCGUGCUUGAUGUACAAGAUCAAUUGCCAGUCUUCACCAAUGCUCCCUACUCGGCCACUGUGGAUGAGAACACUCCAGCCGGUGUUAGUGUCUUAACAAUCAAGGCCAUUGACGGUGAUGUUGGCAUACCCAGAGAUAUUUUGCUCACGCUUGAGGAUGAUGAUUUGGGACAUUUCGACUUGAUGCCCUAUGGAGAUCCCAAAGAGGGUACGGCAGUAUUGAUAACAACAGGACUUCCAUUGGACAGAGAAAAUCCAGAUAUUCUCCAAAAUGGAGGAGUGUACAUUUUAAAUGUUCGCGCUACAGAAAUGAUAGAUGGCACUAUUCCGGCAGAGUCAUCGACAACCCAAAUCACCAUAGUGGUCAAUGAUGUUGAUGAUCAUUUGCCCGAAUUCAAUGGAGAUUCCUUCAAUAUAUCGAUUCCCGAAAAUUUGGGUAAUGGCAUGCCCUUACCCGGUCUGUCCGUCGUAGUUAAUGACCCGGAUAUGGGUAACAACAGCCGCUACUCUCUUAUCUUGAGAGAUGUGAGAAACUCCAAUAACACCUUUGCCGUUAGCCCCACAGAAGCCCAGGGCCGCACACCUAUAGUGGUGAAAGUUGUCAACUCGUCACAUCUUGAUUAUGACGUACCCGACUUGGAGAAACGUUCGUUCUCUUUCGAUGUUUUAGCUCUGGUAAAUGGAGAAGAGAAAUCAAAAGUCCGCAUAAAUGUCCAACUUACCGAUGUUAAUGACAACCCCCCAAUAUUUGAACAUAGCAGCUACAGAUUUUUGGCCUCCGAAAACCUUACAGUAGACAGCCAAAUAGGAAUGGUGAGGGCCAGUGACAAGGAUUCUGCAGGUUAUGGAUUCAUCACCUAUUACUUAAAGGGUUUCGGGGCCGAGAAUUUCUAUACGGAUCCUUUAACUGGUGGUUUCUACAUCAAGAAACCCUUGGAUUACGAGAAACAAAACAGUUACAGUCUCUCUAUAGUGGCGGAGGAUGGAGGAGGCCGCGAGGCCAAUGCCCAGGUCUAUAUUGAAGUGUUGGAUGUCAACGACAAUUAUCCGAAAUUCGAGCAGGCAGAAUAUUCCCGAACAAUCCGUGAGGGCACAGGCCACUUUGAGCCCCAGUUCAAUGUUCGUGCCACUGAUAUCGAUGGCCCUAGCCAAGGGGGUGGUAAAGUUCGCUAUGCCAUUGUGUCGGAGAAUAGCAUAUCGGGAAAUGUGUUCAGCAUCAAUGAGGACACAGGUGAAAUCCUAUUGCAAAAGGUAGCCCGAUCCAUGGACACCGAAAAGGGGGAAUACGAAUUGGUUGUGUCUGCUACAGAUUUUGGCAUGCCUCCGUUGCUCAAUACGACGAAGGUUUAUAUACGUGUGGGUAUCUCUGGCAACCAACGACCCAUUUUUAAGGGUCAUUUCCAAAAUAUUGAAAACGUGCCUGUGCUGGGUCCUCCCAGUUAUCGAGUAUCCAUACCGGAAAACGCCCAGGCGGGUCACAAUGUCACCAUGGUGAAAGCCCAUGAUCCUGACGGUCUGGACGGCCUGUUGCGUUAUCGCAUAGUUGGUGCCAAUGAUAAUUUCGAAAUUGAUGAAAUAUCCGGCUUGAUUACAGUCUCCCCUCAGGCACGUCUGGAUCGUGACUCUAAUAUGGACAGUUUUGAAAUUACGGUAAACGCCGUUGACUCUGGCCUGCCAAUACCGGAAACUGCCACCACCACAGUUUAUGUCAAUGUCAAGGACAUUAAUGAUGAGAAACCCAAAUUCGAGCAGCACAGCUACGUGGCCCAUGUCUCAGAACGCGCGGAAAUCGGAGAAAGUGUUCUCAAAGUCAAGGCCAUUGACAAGGACCUGCAUUCCAAAUUGAACUACACCAUUAAGGGACCCAUUAAGGCCACAUCCAAGGCUGGCGUUAGUAGCACAAACAACAACAAAUACCAGGUCGAGAACGCUUUUCGCAUCGAUCCCGAUACAGGCAUAAUUUAUGUGAAUGGGAAACUGAAUCAUGAUGAGGCAGCAAUAGUUAUACUACCCAUUGAAGUUAAAGAUCUAAAUGCCGAAGUCGAUCCGGAGGGUCAAAUCGAUGUAGCCGAGGUCACGAUAUAUGUGCAGUCCUUCAAGGACACUAACCCUGUGUUUGUCAAUAAGGGCUGGACGAGUUCCAAACCGGUUGUACAUGUGAACGUAAUGGAAGAAAUGCCCAUUGACAGCACUCUCUUUACGCUGCACGCCAAUGAUCCCGUAACCCAGUUGCCCAUUCAAAGUUUUGAAUUGGUUGAACCCAAGGAACUAGAAUACUUCCAAUUGCACGAACGUUCUGGCGAAGUUAGUCUGCGUAAACGCUUAGAUUAUGAGGCCUUAGCAGAGGGGCAAACUGAAUUCCACUUCCAAGUGAAAGCCCAUGCACCAGAUUUACAACGCAGCACCACCACCUUGGUAAAUGUUACAGUACAAAAUGUCAAUGAUAAUAGUCCCAUUUUCGAAGAGGCUUCCUACCAUACUUCCAUAUUGGAGAAUUCCAAGCCCUCCACUAAACUCAUUCAAGUGAAGGCCAAUGAUAAGGAUGCCGCUUUGACCGAGAGAGAUGAACGUUUGGGCUACCACAAGAUAUCCUAUUCGUUAUAUGGUGAAAAUUCCCAUCUAUUUGAAAUAAACGCCCAAACUGGUGAAAUUGUGAUAGCAGCGAAUCAAACGGUUGAUCGCGAGCGUACUCCUCGCAUAAAUCUGCAAGUCAAGGCUGAAGAUUCACCUGGCCGACCUCCAGACUCCAAGCAGAGUGUGGUGGACCUUACCAUUGAUGUUUUGGAUGUCAACGAUAAUGCUCCCGUGUGGAGCCAGGAAGAGUACACUACUGUGAUACCAGAGAAUGCCCCCUCCGAUACUUUUGUCAUCAAAAUGCUGGCCACAGAUUUGGACGAUGGUCCUGGCGGCGAAGUCUCCUAUGAAAUCAUAGACGAGGGCGAUGUCAAUGGCUUAUUCAAAAUCAAUAAAAUAACAGGAGAAAUCAAAACAAAACGUGAACUUACCGGCAAAGGUCGGGCAGAACCUUUCGAGAUUCAUGUUCGUGCCCAAGAUAAUGGUGACAAGCUACCAAAACAGAAAUCUCUAAGCGCCGAUGUCAAGCUGGUUAUCUACAUAGGCGAUGUCAGUGCCAACGAUGGAAUUCCCUACUUUGUGGAACCGAAAAUAGGACAAAUGGUUAAUGUGACUGAGAACUUGCCGGCUGGCACUGCAGUUUUCCAAGUUCGUGCGGCUGAUCCCGACGACCCCACUGCUCCUUCUGGAAUACUGUUCUACAAAAUAAUUGAUGCCACAUCGGACGCUGAAUCAUUCACUAUCGAUGAGAAUACAGGCCUUAUUUCAACCACCGAAAUUUUAGAUCGAGAAAACAAAGACAUGUAUAACAUUAUUCUGGAAGUCUAUGACAACGGCCAACCAAGACAAUCCGCAACCAGAGUAUUGCAGGUUAUGGUACUGGAUGUGGACGAUCACAAGCCAAGAUUCCCAAGAGAAGUGGACGAAGGACCUUUACAAUUAAUGGUGCUUGAAGAGGAGCCUGAGGGCACCAUAGUGGGAAAUUUCUCCGCCAUCGAUGAGGACAUUGGUGAAAAUGCUGCCAUUGACUAUAUUAUCACAGAAGGCAAUGAACAGAAUAUUUUCUCAAUCGAAAGGGACGAGGAUAACAUGGCCAUACUCAGGACUACACAGCCUAUAGAUAGAGAGGCAAUCGAGAGCUUAACGCUAACAGUAAAAUGUCUAAAGCUAGGAGCUGCUCACUCGGGAGUCUUGGGCGAACCAUACGAUAGAUUUGAUAGCUCACAACGUAGAAUAAUGGUCAAAAUAAUUGAUGUGGAUGAUAAUUUGCCGCAAUUCGAACAUGACGAUAUGUCUGUGGGAAUACGCAUCAAUGUGCCGGUUGAUAGUAAGAUCACCACAAUACACGCUAAAGAUCUGGAUGCAGAGGCUCAACCCAUACUUUUGACCAUAGAGAAUGUAACAUUCGUGCCGCAAUUUUACAAGAGGUCUAGGCAAAUUGAGACCACUUCGUUGCACGGGCUUUUCGCUCUCAACAACAGGACAGGUGAACUGCGUACCAGCGGAUCAUUUGCCGACUAUGUGGAUGGCUACUUCAAUAUGCGCAUCAGAGCAAACAAUUCCGAGCUGCCCAAACGUCAUACAUUCAACAAUUUGAAAAUCUUUGUUAUACGAGACAAGUCACUUUUGAAAUUCGUUUUUUCCCGUCCACCGAAUGAGAUACAAAAUUUCAUCAGACCCUUCCAGGAGAUGGUGAAACAGAAAAUGAAGCCCCUGGGCUUGGACCUACACAUACUGGACACUCAGGUCUUGACUAGGCCCGAUUUCAGCUUAGACUUCUCUGCUAGUAGUUCGUGCUUCCAACUCUUCAAGAACGGCUCUGCGAUAUCAAUGGCUGAAAUGCAGAAGCUCAUGGACUCGCCUUGGCUAAAGAGGGAGCUAUUCGACAUCUAUGUGGAGUAUGGGGUCAGCGAGGUGGAACCCUGUUCUGUCCGCAAGCAGGUGGCAGCGGCAAGUUAUAUGACCGCUCCUGGCACUUGGUUGGUAAUCAUAGCCGCUUUCAUUGGACUGGCGGCCAUCAUUACUGCGUGCACUGCAUGCUGUUUAAGGAGGAAGUACAAAAUCCAUUCUAAACGAAGUUUACAGCAGGCAUCCCGUUCCUCCACCGAAUCAUAUGGGGUCGUCGGUGUGCCCACGGUCUACCUGCCCUAUGCCGAACCCAUUUAUGGACCUUUGUAGCAUCCAGUCAUGUGGCAUAGAAUACCGUAGGAUUUAGUUUAAUUGCCUAGUUUCGUAUAUAUAGUAGAAGAUUAAGUUGUAGCUGCCUAAAUAAAUAAGUGGUUCAAUAUUUUAGUAGCGAACGGAGAUUUCCAAAGCCCGCCCUCCGGUGAGAAGACUUUGGGGAUAACAGCCAUAAAGACUGCGCAUAUUAUUUCAGAAAAAUUCAAUUUAGAUUUAUAAUAUGCCUGUGAUUUUUUUAAUACAUAAACACGUACGCAAAAGAUCGUACAUAUAUAUAAUUUUGUAAAUUAGUUUGUAAGCUUUCUAUAUGCCAACGUAAUUGUAAUUAUUUAAUAAUUCUUCUGUUUAGCUUCUCCUCCGUCUCUUCUAUGUGUAACUAUUUCCUCAAAUGUGAUUCGCUAAAGGUUUGAACCUUUUCCACUUUUUUAUACGAUAUGAAAACAAAUUUAGUUGUAGUGAAACAAGCAAACAAGAACAAAAGAACGAUGCAACCAUGUUCAUGCAAGCAUGUUAUAUAGUCUUUAGAUUUAAAAAUAAAUACUUUUUUACUUAUUUUGUAAAAUAAAAUUGUCCAAACUUAAGAAGUAGUACUUUAUCGUUAUCGUGGGGAUCGUUGGGUAAACUUACCUAUCCUUCGCUGUUGUAGCUCCAUAUCUGACCGCCUAUAUCGUCAUAAAAAAGUCGGUCGAGUACAGGGAAAUACCGAACGCGUAGGAUGGACGGGAACCCACUAGGUCAGCGAAGGAAAGGAUGCCCGAAAAACACAUGGAUCCGCUGUACGAAAAGAGAGUUGGGAUCAACCCAUAUAUCUUGGAAUCAAGCCAAGGCUUUGGCCACCCAUGGAGUUAGUUAGAAAGAUCUUGUUCACUCUGAACUUACUAUUUACUAUUCUUUAAUUAUACCCUCUAUCAACGCAUCUAGCGCAAUAUUGGUCUAAGACCCCACAAAGUAUGAAAAUUCUUGAUCGCCAUGGCAUUGUCGUCGAUCUAGCCAUGUCCGUCCCUCUGUCCAUUUGAGGAAAGCAAACAAACUUUCGAAGGAGUAAAGCAAGUCGAUGGAAAAUUUGCUCUAAUACUCCCAAUUAGAGUAGGUCAAAAAGUAUUUACUUGGUAGAUUAGGAAAAUACCCGGAUAUUUAACCAUAUAUGUAUACCCAAAAGCUAGGUGUUUAUAAAUUUGCACAUAUCUUGGCUAUAAAAAUAUGUUUCAGACAAUUUUC
Molecule: messenger RNA, 7169 nt
Organism: Stomoxys calcitrans (stable fly)
Lineage: Eukaryota; Metazoa; Arthropoda; Insecta; Diptera; Muscidae
Gene: Cad74A
Product: cadherin-23
Exons: 8
Coding region: 426-5948 (1840 amino acids)
Biological process (GO): homophilic cell-cell adhesion
Cellular component (GO): plasma membrane
Molecular function (GO): calcium ion binding
Source: RefSeq, a predicted model, not a curated record